Messenger RNA from Triticum turgidum subsp. durum (durum wheat), 1410 nucleotides. Lineage: Eukaryota; Viridiplantae; Streptophyta; Magnoliopsida; Poales; Poaceae. The record is from the annotation of a GenBank genome assembly.
AUGGAGAUCGCGGUGGGCGCGCUGUCGGGCAAGGUGGAGGCGCUGCCGGGCAAGCUGGGCGAGCUGCUGCAGCAGGAGUACGACCUGCUCUCCGGCGCCCGCGGGGACGUCGCCUUCUUCCAGGCCGAGCUGAGAACCAUGAACGCCGCCGUCGUGCGCUGCGAGGCCCUCGAGGAGCCCGACGUCCAGACCACCGGCUGGAUCGCCCAGGUCCGCGACCUCGCCUUCGACAUCGAGGACUGGGUCGACCUCUUCGCCCACCGCGUCGACGCCGGCGGCACCCACGACGCCACCUCCCACCGGUUCUCCCGCUGGAUCCGCCGGCUCACCACCAUCCCCGACCGCCACGUCAUCGCCACCGAGCUCAAGGAGCUCCGGGCGCGCGUCGUCGAGGUGAGCGAGCUGCGGAAGCGCUACAGCCUCGGCCCGCAGAUGCCGUCUCGUCACGCGCCCGCCGUCGACCCCCGCAUCUUCGCGCUCUACGCCGACAGCGCCGGCCUCGUCGGCAUGGACGGGCCGCGGGACGAGGUGGUGGGGAUGGUGACCGGACAGGGCUCCGGCGGGCUCAAGGUCGUGUCCAUCGUCGGGAUGGCCGGCUCCGGGAAGACGACGCUUGCCAGGGAGGUGUAUAGGUUGGUGAACGCGGGGUUCAAGUGCCGCGCGUCGGUUUCGGUCGGCCGGAGCUCCGACGUCGCCAAGGUGCUCGGCGAUAUGCUAUCCCAAGUGGACGGCGAGGACAGCAGAGGACGAGGUGAUGCUGGCGAUGUGGCUCAGUUGAUUGGGAGACUGAAGCAGCAUCUGCAAGAUAAGAGGUAUCUUGUUAUGAUUGAUGAUUUAUGGAAUGUUCAAACCUGGGGGAUAAUCAAACACUGUUUUCCAGAGAACAAUCUCGGGAGUUGGAUAAUCACUACAACAAGAAUUGAGUCUGUUGCAAAAGCAGCUGCAGGUGCCCAUGUUUACAAGACUUGUCUUCUUAAUGAAGCCGAUGCCGAAACCUUGUUUUCCCAAAGAAUUUUUGGGAGUGUGGGUGGGUGCCCUGCCCAUUUGAAGGAUGUUUCAGCUCAGAUCAUGAGAAAGUGUGGUGGUUUGCCACUCGCUAUAGUGAGCGUGUGUGGCUUAUUAGCCAGCAAGCCACGCACAAGAGAUGAAUUUGAGCGGUCGGGACUGGAAUGGCGGACGAAUUCAGAGCUACAAGGGAUGAAACAGAUCAUCAAACUCAGCUACAGUGAUCUUCCUGCCAAUCUCAAGGCAUGCCUAUUGCACCUAAGCAUAUUUCCUGAGAACCAUGAGAUCGAAAUAGGCGUCUUGCGAGGCGUUGGGUUGCAGAAGGGUUCAUCAAUAAACAGCAUGGCACAAGCAUGGAGGAAACAGCGAGAAACUACAUCAGCGAGCUCAUUGGCAGAAACUUAA